GUCUAACGAGCUGCGUAUGAACACUUUAAACCUCGACAUCCUGGCCACCCUGCUGGAACUCAAAAGUCUGGAUCUACGUCACAACAAUGCGAUCUGUGAGCCCUCCCACCUGGCUGUCUUGGCCAAUCAGAUGGGAGGAUUGGGAGUGGAUUGUCCAUUCACAUUGCGUGCUGCGAAGUCGGAGAAGUUGCACGCGGCGGAUAGAGAUGCGACACUCCUGCGGUCACAGUUGACACCCCACAGUACGGGCACAUUGCGGAGGCGAUUGGCGUUGGUGUUUGGGGACACCACUGACCCCGAUACAGUGGACCGGGAGGGCGUUGUGCAGCGGCUACUGUCACACUACGAGCGAAUGGGACCUCGGCAAAUCCGACGCAUCAAGGGAAUACCUGUGCCACAGGCCACGUGCACUGCUCUGCUCAAAGAACUGGACAAGUGGUCCGCUGAAGAUGUGAACAGGACAACCCCCCGAGAGCGUCUCAAUGUACGCGCACAACACUACAUGAUACUCACCAGCCCUGCAGGGUUUGCCAAUCCGGAUGGGAUCAAGGCGCUCCGAGCAAAGGAUAAACUUGCAGGAUAUAUGCGACUGUGGGAGCUAGCACGCGAGGUAGCUGUAGAGGCUGACCCAGAAUUCGCCACCCGAUACACGGCUGUAGCAUUCACCAAGAACUUUCAGGGCAGCCCACACAUCGACACACAGAACAUCGCCACGUUCCGUGGGUUGGCUCUUGGGGACUUCAGUGACGGCGGAGGAGCGUUAGCCGUCGAGUGCAGUGCUAAUGAAGUGGCGUACGUUGACACGCGCCACCGUCUGGGCAAAGUAGACGGCCGCUAUCCCCACUGGGUGGCACCGUACACGGGCACACGCUACAGUGUGAUCUACUACCAGACACGUGGCGAAAUAGAGCCACGCACCACAGCCGUGUUCGCAGGCGAGUCGUUAGUCCACGAACCGACAACGUACUGUCGCCCGGAGGACAAAUACUACAACAAGUACAACAGAGAGACUAACACGUACACCCCAGCCACCUAACUAGACUGCAUAUGUGUGACAAGUAUGAAUAGAAGGUAAAUGUUAUAUAGCGAAUACUAUAAUGAGUAAACAUAACACAAGAGAGUUGUGCACAUGCACGUGUGGCAAGUACUACAACAAGUACAACAGAGAGACUAACACGCACACCCCAGCCACCUAACUAGACUGCACAUGCACAUGCAAGUGUAACUAUCACUG
Messenger RNA from Sphaeroforma arctica JP610, 1234 nucleotides. RefSeq lists its product as hypothetical. Bases 17 to 1036 code for a protein of 339 amino acids. The record is from RefSeq and is a predicted model, not a curated record. NCBI's taxonomy places the organism in Eukaryota, Ichthyosporea, Ichthyophonida. The transcript is spliced from 7 exons.